Messenger RNA from Aspergillus saccharolyticus JOP 1030-1, 429 nucleotides. RefSeq lists its product as uncharacterized. The transcript has 4 exons. NCBI's taxonomy places the organism in Eukaryota, Fungi, Ascomycota, Eurotiomycetes, Eurotiales, Aspergillaceae. Bases 1 to 429 code for a protein of 142 amino acids. The record is from RefSeq and is a predicted model, not a curated record.
AUGGUAUUUGUCUUAUACAGCAGAAAGCCCGUUUGGUAUUUGCUCUUAUCAGCUGCGGGGUACAAUAGGGACCUCCAUCCUUGUGACAAAUUCAUUAUGCUCGGCACAGACCUCAGCUGUGGAUCGGGAAAAGUCCUCAAAAAAAUGACUAUCGCAACCUUGCUCAUAAUUUUAGCGCUCCUAAGGAGGCCAAUUGCCUCAUUUACAAGGAUCAUUGCCUACUCACCUUGCCCAGAAAGCAGAAAACAUCAAGCUGAUCACUCAAAGCUGCAGACUAAUGUCCAACUAUCACACCUCAACCAGACUGUCGGGUCUGUUGGCAAAUUCUCUUUCGUUGCUGGUAUCGGCCGAUGUGCCCCUCCUCUACGCCCCGAACCCAAGUUUGGGGCGGCGCUCCGACGGAAGGCAGCUGGUCUCUUUCCAGUCUGA